Messenger RNA from Zingiber officinale, 1152 nucleotides. RefSeq names its product peroxidase P7-like. Bases 69 to 1025 code for a protein of 318 amino acids. The record is from RefSeq and is a predicted model, not a curated record. The transcript is spliced from 3 exons. Gene Ontology annotation, molecular function: peroxidase activity; heme binding. NCBI's taxonomy places the organism in Eukaryota, Viridiplantae, Streptophyta, Magnoliopsida, Zingiberales, Zingiberaceae. Gene Ontology annotation, biological process: response to oxidative stress; hydrogen peroxide catabolic process.
GCAAUCCGCCAAUCCCUUCUCUCUCCUCGCCAUCCCAACUCGAGCAAUUCCUCGGUUCAGCAUCAGCCAUGGCCGCAUUGCUUACUACCAGAAUUCUCCUCUUCUGUUUCCUUGCUCUGCUCGCCGGAGCCGCCGAUGCUCAGCUCUCGCCGGCGUUCUACGACAGUUCUUGCCCGAACCUGGAGUCCAUCGUGCGAUCCGCCAUGACGCAGGCCAUCAACAGGGAGCAGCGGAUGGCUGCCUCCAUCCUCCGCCUCUUCUUCCACGACUGCUUCGUCAAUGGCUGCGACGGAUCGAUCCUUUUGGACGACACGUCUAGUUUCACCGGCGAGAAGAACGCCGGUCCCAAUGCAAACUCUGCCCGUGGCUUCGAAGUCAUCGACGCCAUCAAGGCCAACGUAGAGGCCGCUUGCCGAGCCACCGUCUCGUGCGCCGACAUCCUCGCGCUCUCUGCUCGUGACGGCGUCGUCCUGCUCGGAGGACCGACGUGGACUGUGCAGUUGGGGCGGAGGGACGCGAGGACGGCCAGCCAAAGCGCGGCCAACAGCAACCUCCCCGGGCCCGGAUCCAGCCUCCGCCAGCUCGUGUCCGCGUUCUCGGCCAAGGGCUUGAGCGCGCGCGACAUGACCGCGCUUUCCGGCGCGCACACCAUCGGGCAGGCCCGGUGCGCCACCUUCCGCUCCCGCAUCAACGGCGACGCCAACGUCAACGCCAGCUUCGCAGCGCUCCGGCGGCGGAGCUGCCCGUCGUCAGGCGGCGACGGCAGCCUGGCGCCGCUGGACGUCCAGACUCCGGCGGCCUUCGACAACCAGUACUACCAGAAUCUGUUGGUGCAGCAGGGCCUGCUGCACUCCGAUCAGGAGCUCUUCAACGGCGGCUCUCAGGACGCACUGGUUCGGCUUUACAGCUCCGACGCGGCGGUCUUCAACCGGGACUUCGCAGCGGCCAUGGUGAGGAUGGGAAACAUCAGCCCCUUGACAGGGAGCAGGGGAGAGAUCCGAGUUAAUUGCAGGAGGCUGAACUGAUCUACAUCUGUUGGAUCACGGGGGAAAAAUAUUCUAUUUUCACAAAGAUUGUAACAAUAAAUUAAGAAGUAUUAUUAUUUUUUAAUUCUACGAACAAACACUCUUAGAAUCCUCAAAUCUAUGUUUU